Molecule: messenger RNA, 4193 nt
Organism: Meira miltonrushii
Lineage: Eukaryota; Fungi; Basidiomycota; Exobasidiomycetes; Exobasidiales; Brachybasidiaceae
Exons: 1
Coding region: 308-4012 (1234 amino acids)
Cellular component (GO): mRNA cleavage and polyadenylation specificity factor complex
Source: RefSeq, a predicted model, not a curated record
UAAUCACUCACAGCUGUCAACUCCAUCCAAAUCGAGACAUACUUUCGUGCAUUACUCUUCCUCGUCCGAGAACGCGACCGAUCCCGUCUUUGACACUCAGCUUGAAGCUGCGGCAGUGUAAAGUUGGAUGGCGUGAGAUUCGGCUGUGAAAGUGACAUUUGAUAACAGAUUCGAGGUAGAUCGUUUGCCAAGCCUUCUCGUAUCUCACAAAACCAGUACAUCACGAUUGAGAACCCGCAGAUGACGUUCAAAUAAAAAACAUAUUCGCGACCCUUCAUCCUGCUUUCGCCAAAAGAUCAUUCUCACAAUGGCAGACUCAACUCAGCAAGGACAACAACCUGAUGCUUUGGCUCUACUUGGAGCUGCGCUUCAGGCACAGGAUGCAAAGACAGAAGAACGAAAUUUACGACAAUUGUUCACCCUCUUUCAAUCACAACCAGGCAACAUUCCACCACUGUUUCCCAGCUUGUUGUCUAUAUUACACAAAGCAAGCCCUUCGUUAAAGAAAUGGAUAGUAGAAGUGAUCGAUUUAACAUUUUGCAAGCCGACAUUAGGACCACAAGCUCGUAGUUCGCUCGCUUACCAUAUGCCUGAACCAAUUCUAGCCUUGCUCAAUGAAAUGGACUCCCAAUAUGCAAAAGUUGCAAUUACCGCUUUUGCAAGUGUAUAUCAACCAUUGUUCAGACUUAUUUGUACAGAUCCAACCCAAGCAAGGCUAUGGCAUACGGUUGAGGCAAUCAAGCAAAGAAUUGUACAAAUGUUUGAAAUGCCGCAUCAUCUUGGAAUCAAAUUGGCCGCUGUAAAGGCUUUCCAAAAGAUCAUCUUGGUUCAAACUAGAGCAUCCGAUUCUCGUGGACAUGUGAACAGCAGAUCCGCUGCAGAUGCUAAUUUGGCACACAUUCCACCAGAUCACGCAGUUCUUCGAGCGGGAGCAUUGGAGCAAGAAGCCAACGAGAGACUAACACAAAUUGUCACAAUCAUCUUUACAAGUUCGAUAGCAGACCUCGUGAUGGCUUCGAUGAAUUGUUUGUCUUCCUUGGCCAAGUUGAGACCGUCUUUGAGCCCGAUCGUAUUUGAAGCUUUGAUUAGUUGGUCGCCUUCAGCUUUAUCAGGCUCGCCAUACAUGACUGUACGAAGCGUAGAAAAGACACUCAAGCUACUUUACCAGCAUUUUCAUCCCAAUAGAAAUUCUUUGGCAGGCGCAUAUGCCUCUCAAAUCAUCGAAGCGGUGGAUAAUCAAAAGAUGCGAAUGGAAACGGCCGCUCGCGAGGAAGAAGCAAGGAAGGCAAGGGAAGCCUCUUUGCGUAAAAGAGGCAUCACUUCUGAAGAAAAUGAAGAUCCAAAUUCACCUGCUGCGCAGAGGAAACAUGUUCGCUUUACUGGAUCUGAGGCAGAGAAUAGCGAACAAUCAACGCCUGUUCCUUUUGCAGAUCCUACUGCUAAUGCCCAAAACAGUGUCGUGGGAGCUAUGAACCAGAUACAGGAUGCCAGCUCUCAAGGCGACCCUAUGCUUCUUGCAGAUCCUGAAGCUGUCAAUAGAAAUCCGAUGGCAAGCUUUGAUGCAAGCACGCUUCCUCUCCCGCUCGUCGUAGAACUGAUUUUGGCCAACUUAGGAUCCAUUGAAGAAGCAAAACUGGAACAAGUCAUCGCCGAAGCUCGUGCUAGAAUCAAUGGUCAGCCAAAGUCUACCUUUGGACGACCUGCAGCGCCAGGUCCGCCUCCUGGCCCACCACCGUCACGCCCUCCGUCGAGCGUAAAGAAAGAGGAAGAAGAUGCGACAGAAGAAGUACCACUAGAAGCACAAGAUCCUUUGAAGUUAGAUAUGGGAGAAGAAGAAACGAUGGAAGCCGCUGAGAGACAAUUACAAGAAGCGACUGCUGAAGAUGGAGAUGCAGGAACGAUGGUCAAUUUGAACUCGUCCACAUUUGCACUUAAAGCACCUGUAGAACUGAAAGUAGAAGAUCGAAUCGCCUUACUCAAUGCUUCGGUUGAACGUAUUUGCCAGGUCGGAGUAAGAGAAGCAGCUAUUCGAACGAAUGCAAGUGAAAACGCAGAGGACGUCACAACUAUGGAAGUAGCAGCAGGCGGAAAUCAAUUGCCACACGCACAACUAUGGACUGUUUUAAUCACUCGCUUGGCGACACGUGGCCUUGACGAGCAUGCAGACUCAUCAGAAGAAAGCAAGGAGGAGAAAAGAGUAUCAUUGAAGCAACAGUCUGAUGCAGUUCGCGAGCUGAUGCUUCAAUUUAUUCUAGAAGAUUUUGCACAUCGGGUCGAAUUUGCUUUACAGUGGAUCGCAGAAGAAUUUCAUUGUAUUCUUUUACUGAAAAAGAAAGGAAUCUUGGUUGAAGAAGGAGAAUCAUCUUAUUCAGUUUGGCUACAAAAAAUCACAGCAACAGUGAUUGAAAAAAUGGAUUCAAAAGACAAAACUUUGUACGAAUUUUUGAGCAGAAUACCGCAAUUGACAGAUUCAGUUAUUGCAACGAUUCAAUCACUCUGUUUGGAUAAAACGAAAAUGGCCGCAGGAUUCACCAUGUUGCGUGAUUUGGCCAUUCAUCGUGUUCCUGCCCGAACUAUGAUUUGUUCUUAUCUUUUGGGCUUGGCCAGAAAUGUUGAAAAGAUGGUUCGUGGAGCGGCAAUCAUUACGGUCAGGAAUUGGGUCAGAGCCAAUGGGCAGGGAAAAAGUCCAGCAGGAGAUGUGCUGGAGAAUGAUGUCCUACAGUUUGCCAAAGCAGGCCUAAAGCGAUUGACAGUCAAAAAUCAGCCUGUCAGUAACGGAGAUUCGAAUGCGGGACAAAAUGGACAUGCGAAUGAAGAUUCAACAAAGGCAGCAGAGGAAAGCGCCACGGCCGAAGCUGAAGAGCAACAGAGCGUACUCGAUGACCCAAAUGCCGAAAUUCAAACGGAUGAUGACGUCUUGCGUUUGGUUGAAUUACCCUUUGCACUAUGCGUUCGUGUUCCUGAAAUGUUGGAUGAAGUCUUCAAUGCGUAUGCAGAAAUGCCUUCACAAGUACAAAAAGCAGUUGAAACACACAUCAAGCCACUCGUACAAAAUCUUGGCUCGAAUAACAGUAAGCUUCUUCAUCUCAUUCAACAUCAUCCACCCGCUGCUGAUUCGCUCGCAGUGAUUGUAUUUGGAAUCCUGGGAAGCAAACAAAGGAGUAAAAAGAUGGUCGAUAUGGUCAAGCAAAUGGCAGAAGAGAAUGCGAAUGAGAUCGAUCCUCGCUUCUUGAUUCCAAUCUUACCUGAUUUGGAAAAAGCGGAAAUUAUCAAAUACCUCCCACGUGUCGUGUCAAUCUUAAGCUCAGACAAGCAAGAGGAUCGCUUGAUGCUCAAGAACGUUUUCACAUCAGUCGUUCAACCGCCAGAACAAGGAUUCGGAAGUGUUUCUACCAAUUUACCACGUGUCCGUCAAUCUGAACUUCUUUCGCCAGUGGAGCUGAUGAGCUUAUUACAUCACGCUGAACCUGAAAUUGGCAGAAAGACGGCAGCAGAUGCGAUUCGACUUUGUUUCGGUAUGACGGAUAUUUUCCGUAGUGAAGUGAUUGGUGCGGUUCUCAAUCUGUUGAUUGAAGAACCGGUCUUGCCCGUAUUGUUCAUGAGAACGGCAAUCAUUGCCGUUAGAACGUAUAAAUCACUCUCUUCCUACAUUUCUACCAUUUUCCUUUCAAGAUUGAUCACUAAAAAAGUUUGGCAACAACCUUUAUUGUGGGAAGGUUUCAUCAUUUGUGCCAAGCAAACUGCUCCAGCUUCCUUCAGUGCUCUUAUCCAAUUGCCACGUGAACAAUUACGAGAUGUUGUAGAAAAACAACCAGAUUUGCGUGUUGGAUUACGAGAUUAUCUGAUCAAAAAAGCAGGAGGAAACAAAGCAAGAAAAAAGAACUUUUUGGAAUUGUUGGGUGAAAAUGUUGAUGAAGAUGCUGUGGGCGACUCGUCUAAUCCUGGAACACCUAAUAUCGGAACACCUGGCUCAGGAACAUCUACACCAAUCCAUGUAAAUCAUGCAAACUAAGAAAACAGAGGAGAGCCGCUCUAUACUUGUACUACUACACACUUAAUCAAAUAUCAACUUAGCAUUAUUGAUAAAGUGCGCUCUGUGGUACGUGGAAGAUGGGAAGGUUGAUUGAAUUAUGAAGCUGUGUAAUAUACAAUAUUGUUCGUGAACCGUGAAUGUGAAUGAAAUUAAAUAAUGC